This is a messenger RNA of Rhinolophus ferrumequinum (greater horseshoe bat), 1062 nucleotides long. It is a transcript of the gene ANKRD60, whose product is annotated as ankyrin repeat domain 60. The transcript has 6 exons. Gene Ontology annotation, molecular function: protein binding. Lineage: Eukaryota; Metazoa; Chordata; Mammalia; Chiroptera; Rhinolophidae. Bases 1 to 1062 code for a protein of 353 amino acids. The record is from RefSeq and is a predicted model, not a curated record.
AUGGGGGGCUCGGCCGGCCGUCUGGGAGGGGGCGCCGAAGGCGGGGGCGGUGAUGACGCGCGGCCACCGCGUGUAGCAGGGAUGACGCGCGCCGGGGACCGGCGGUGGGCCAUGCGGCAGGCGGUGGAGGAUGCGGCGGGCGCCGGCGGGGGGCGGGCGGCGAGGUCGCCCGCGGGAGCCCUUCGUCCGGACCCCGCGGCUGGGCGGCGGGGCGGGCGUGGGGCGGGUUCGGCGGGCCCGCGGCCGCUUGCCGCGCAGCCCUCGGCCCGCACCCACAGCCGGCCCCGCGUCGGGGACCCGCAGUCCGCGAGCUUAGCGCUCGACUUGGCCCCAGACGUCUUCGUCAUGCGGGUGUUGCUGGAGGAGACCAGUGAGGUGUUCCGAGUGACAAACUGCCGCGGCGACAUGACUGUGCUCGAGCUCAAAGAGGAGUUGGACCUGAUAGCCGGCAUCCCCUUGAACCUCCAGCGGCUCCAGUACCUGGACCAAGGCAUUUUGAUGGAUGACACCACACUGAAGUUCCAUGAUGUCGUUCCCGGUGGAAUUAUUUCAUUACAUGUCUGGCCUUAUGAUGGAUGGACGGAACUGGUUUUGGCAGCUGCAGAAGGGGAUCCCAGUAAGCUAUCUUGCCUUGGUGUCACUGAAGAUUCUUUCUACCAAACCGCAAAUUCACAACAUCUUAAAGAGAAGCAGUGGAAGAAAUGGAUAUCUCAGAGAGCGUUCGUGGCACUGUAUAUUGCUUCACACAGAGGUCACCUGGAGGCGAUGCACUACCUUCUAGAACACGGAGCCAACUGUCUCGGCAGAACCCCCGUGGGCAGGACACCCCUGCAUGUGGCUGCAGCCAUGGGCCGGUGGGACUGUAUAAAACUCCUGCUCAAGUACGGGGCCUCCAUCAACCACAAGGACGCCAAAGGGAUGACCCCCAUGGCCAUCUCCUUCCACCUGAACUCCAAGCAAAGUGCACAACAGUAUAAGAUGUACAAGAUGUUCCCCUUGCACUGGGGCAUUUGUGGCGUGCCUGGGCAGCUGUCCUCUGCUGAGACAUGUGGUCCUGUCUGA